UUGUGGUGGUGUGUGCCGUGUGUAGUAGUGUGGUGUGCGCCCACUAAUGUGUCUGACAGCACACGUGAUCUGAGGAAAGUCACCACAGUGCCGCCAACCUCUGCAUAUUCUCCACAACAUAGCCACAAAAUGGACACCUUGGUCCGUGAUUUUGAUGAAGCUCUCCUCAAUGACCUGGAGUGCCCUGUCUGCACGGAGUACAUGAGUCCGCCAAUAACGCUCUGCAGCAAUGGGCACAAUAUCUGCAAGAAAUGCAGGCAGAAUGUCGAAUGCUGUCCGAUCUGCAGAGGACAGCUUUCAGGUAUAAGAAACGUCACCCUGGAGAAGAUCGCGAGAAGACAGCAGUACCCGUGUACGAACCGGGACAGAGGCUGCCCCCAGGUGUUCUCCAUGGACCUAAUCGCCGACCACCAUGCCGUGUGUCGCUACGGGCCCUUAAGAUGCCCUAUGAACAAGUUCCCAUCCGUCAGCUGCUCGUGGAAGGGACUCUUGUCGGAGAUCAAGAAGCAUGUUCAAGACUCGCACGAAGCCUACUUCAAGGACACGCCUUACGUCAGGUCACAUUACGUAGGGAAUGGAGAAGCAGUGAGAUUUAUCACGAACGAAACAUUUUUAUGUUACAAGAGGAUCAAAGACGACAAGUUGUUUUGUGUGGUUCAGUUAGUGGGCACAAAAGAAGAGGCUUCGAAAUACAAAAGCCAGUUUACACUUUGCGGGGGGAACGGUGUCGAUAAAAUUGUAGAGACUUUCGUUGUCAGAAGUUUUACAGAAGAUUUUUGUGAGAGUUUUCAGUCUGGAAAAUGUCUGAUCCUCGAUGACAGAGUGAUUAGGAAUUUUGUUGUGGAUGGAAAACUCAACUUAACGAUCAGUGUUUCGACAAUUGAGAAAUGACAACAACAAAAAAACCCUGCAAAUUCAAUCGAUGUGCUAAGCCAGAGAACGCCAGUGAAUUUUGAACUUACGGCAUCAACAAAGACGUCUUCUUUUUUUUAUUUGUAGUGUUCUGUCUGACGACAGGUCCAUAUGAACAGGAUCCUUCCAUCCUUUUCUCGGACUGGGACCUGUUCAUAUACGUUCUUGGCAGAGAUGAUCAGAAGUGGUUUG
Messenger RNA from Zootermopsis nevadensis, 1104 nucleotides. The record is from RefSeq and is a predicted model, not a curated record. NCBI's taxonomy places the organism in Eukaryota, Metazoa, Arthropoda, Insecta, Blattodea, Termopsidae.